CGUCAAAGCACCUUCGUGGGGGGUUACGUGGCAGUUUUCCCCUGGAACGAAGAGAAACUCUCUCGCUCUCUCUCUCGCAUAGAAUCGAAGAUCCAGUUAUGGGGCAAUCGUCAUCGGCAGAGCAAGCGUCGUCGCCGGAGCAACGGGAGGUCGAAGCCUUAGCGGCAUCGACAGGAGCUCUGCCCGUGCUUCAGAAAGCUUUCUCUGCAAUCGCCGAUCCCCAAACUAAGGCUAUUCCCCUCGGUUCUCUCAAGCGAUGUUUUGAAUUGACCUAUGAAAUCCCCACAUGUGAAACAAUCAAAAUGCCAAAAGAGUUUCCAACGUUGUUGAAUCAUCUGGGACAUUCUCUUGUUGACCUAUUUUUCAUUGCUGAAAAAGGAGGACUUUGUUGGAUUGAGUUCUUGAGGGGUUAUACCAGGUGCUGUGGGAGGACAGCUGCUUCAACUUCAUUCAAUAACUUAUCCAGAUUGUAUGAAGCUACAGUUGUGAAGGCAGGUCUCCCUGCAAAAUUGCGGUUUGAAACUGAUGACGAUGAUUGCAAGAUGAGUGGAUCCUUAUGUCCCUCUGAUGUGCUGAUGCUUCUCUCAAUGUGUUGGGUUAUGUCAUGGGAUUCUCAAAAUCUGAGGUCUUCUGAAGGAAAAGGAAAUUAUUGUCUUCCAGAUAUAAAUCAUUUAGUCCAAUCAGCUGUUUUGUCAUGCACCGAUCAUGAUGGUGACUUAGAUGUAUGGAAUGGUGACAUAUCAGGCUUGGAUAUAGAACUUCCAUCCAGAAAAUUUCAUAUGUGGGCCUUGAAGACAGUGCCAAACCUUACUGAUUGCUUAUUGCAAUUCAUUCAUGCUAGACUCCGUGAUUUCGUAGCUCAUGAGGACAAACUGGAGUCACCAUGCUCAUCUUUGAAUGAUGUUUCUUCAACAACGGUGUGUAACACCAAUCUUCUGACUCCCGGAAGGGCCUGGGCCCUUUCCCUUACUCUUAAAGGUUCUAUGAAGGAGGAGAUUUUAAAGGCAUGUUUCCCCAGUGAUACUGAUGCAACAAAUGAAAACAUACUUUAUCGGUCAUCACUUCAUGGGAGGGGUCUAAACAGAUUCUGGUCGAAUGUUGAUGGUUAUACUGGUCCGAUUCUAAUGCUAAUUGGUGCUACUUCUGGAAAUUCUAAUCCAGAUGAUAAGGAUACCCGGAAAUGGAUUAUUGCUGCACUCACUCAUCAGGGUUUUGAAAAUAAGGAUGUGUUCUACGGAACCUCUGGCAGCCUAUAUGCUAUAAGUCCAGUCUUUCAUGUGUUCGCCUCUUUGGGGAAGGAGAAAAACUUUGUCUAUAGCCACUUACAUCCAACUGGUCGAUUAUAUGACCCUCACCCAAAGCCCAUUGGAAUUGCUUUUGGAGGAUCUAUUGGGAAUGAGAGAAUAUUUAUGGAUGAGGAUUUUGCUAGAGUGACCGUUCGUCAUCAUGUGGUUGAUAAAACUUACCAUCCUGGUUCCAUUUUCCCCAGUCAGGGGUACUUACCAUUUGAAGCUCGAGUUUUAGAGGUGGAAGUAUGGGGAUUGGGAGGGAAAACAGCCAUGGAAAUUCAAACUUCUUAUAAGAAGAGAGAAGAACUAUUCACUGAGCAAAGACGAAAGGUUGACAUGAAAACAUUUGCCAGUUGGGAGGACUCACCUGAGAAGAUGAUGAUGGACAUGAUUUCUGAUCCCAAUGCUGUUCGGAGGGAGGAUCGAUAAUCUUCGAGAAGAUACUGUAUAUAGACCAGAAUAUAUAAGUUUGUUCAGGUUAACUGCUAGGUAAUAGGUCAAUGAGACCAAUCGUUCUUUAUACGACUUUGCCAUGGCUGUAUAGCACUUCCUGUGGUAAGCGUAUAUUUUCUUUUCUCAUUGCGAGAAACGAGGGCAUGAUGUAAAGUAGCAGACGGGCAGGAAUGUUUGUGUGGAAUAUGCACCUCAGGGUAUGAGGAUGGUAAUAGGGACAACGAGUAUCGGUGUUAUGAUGUAGCAGGGCUAGUUAUUACGUCCAACAACUAAGAAAGAACCUUAAGCAUGUUUCGUGUGGGGUGGGGUGCUUGUGAUAAGCAUCGAAAGAAAGAUGAGUUGGUUGAGUUGAUUUCAUCUUCUUUCUCCCACCCGAGCCUGCAGUUGGUAGGUCAAAUUUCCCUAUACCCAUGCCAAGUGAUUGAGUUGAAUGGAGCCCGGUUUGGAAUGAGACCUGAGGAGUGGAGUCAUUCCCUUUACCCCAAAAUCUAAUGGAAAAAAAAAGGGUGGGAUCUUUUUCCAUAAUAAGGUAUGGCAGUUACCCAAAGUUCGUAAUAAACACUAUGUUGAAGAGAGCUAUCAAAAUCGACAGUUUCCGUAGUGCAAGCUUGUAUACGAUGCGAUACACUGGGACGGAACUAUAUGGAGACCAAAGGGGCUGUCGAAAAUUUUCUAUAUUUUUAAAAAUGUUUGUAUCUAGUAAACAUUUUAGUAUAUUCAAUGAUUUUAAUGACCCAACCUUGAUA
This is a messenger RNA of Ilex paraguariensis (yerba mate), 2488 nucleotides long. The record is from the annotation of a GenBank genome assembly. NCBI's taxonomy places the organism in Eukaryota, Viridiplantae, Streptophyta, Magnoliopsida, Aquifoliales, Aquifoliaceae.